GACUAUCUAUGAACUCGACGCCAGUUACAUAAAGACAGUUCUACUAACAUAUAAAAUGUAAUGUCAUGUUUCUGUUAUCGACUGGACGCAGCUUCCACGAGACCAUCAGUUUACAGUUCUACUACGUCUCUUGCAUCUACUAAUGUCGUUAAUCCAUAAUAAGCUCUUUGACGCGGUAAGCCGUAUAUGGUAAUUACAUCGGGCAACAGAUGAGUCCCUGACAGUAGUGUUUUAGAUAUCUUUCAUUCAACAUUAUUCGAGAUAAAGAAUCCGCGAUGGUCAAAACAAUGAAGUUCAGUAUCGACUCCGUGACAUCUUAUAACAGCAUCCAUCCGACUUACCAGUAUACAGAACAAUUUAACAAUAAUAUCGAAACUUACCGGGAUGGGACAAAAUGGUUUGGAGUGUUCCUGGCGUUUUUAUCUGGCACAUUUUUCACUAUAAGUUCUGCCCUGGUGAAGGCUGUGCGUAACGUCGAUCCCAUGAUACUCUUGAGCAUCAGGUGUCUGUUACAAAUAACUGUUAUGCUGCUGGUGGCUUUUAAAGACUCCAGGAAUCUAUUUGGUCCUAAAGGACAGCGGUUACUUGUUCAAUUUCAGGGUUUAGUAGGAGGUAUGACGCUCUCCCUGCUGUAUUACAGCUUCAGAAUGUUACCCUUGGGAGAUGCUACCACGAUAAUAUUCAGCUCACCGAUAAUCGUAAUUGCUCUAUCCUUUAUAUUUUUAAAGGAACCUUGUGGAGUGUUGCGCAUAGCCGUUAUAUGCACACUGUUCAUAGGUGUGACUUUAGUUUCAAAACCACCAUUCCUGUUCCAAAUGCACAAAGAAGAGCAUUACAACGUGAUGGGAUACGUGUGCGCAAUUUUAGCAACGCUCUUCACGGCCAUGAACAUAGUUAUAAUGAGAAAAUGCUUGGAGGUCCACUAUUCUAUAAUAGUAUUAAAUCUUUCACUAUGGGCUCUGGCUUCAGCAAUAAUUCUCUUCUUUGCUAUGUCAAAUAAUCACGAAUUCAAAUUUCACUUGCCCCGAGAUAGCAUCACUUGGCUGAAGAUAUUAGCCGUUGCAUUUACUGGCCUCCUGGGCCAGGUUCUGGUAGCUAUGGCAUUGAAGAUCGAGGGUGCUGGAAAAGUUUCAGUCACAAGGUCCCUAGAUAUAAUUCUAGCUUACAUAGUUCAGAUUUACUUCUUCGAAGAAGUGCCCAAUCAAAUCAGCAUCGUGGGAGCUGUCCUCGUCCUUCUCUCUGUUAUAUGCAUGGGUUUUGAAAAGGAGAUUUACGGGAUUUGCGAUUUUAUUCCCUAAGCCAUUGUUACAAUAUUUUCA
This is a messenger RNA of Cephus cinctus (wheat stem sawfly), 1319 nucleotides long. Its product is annotated as solute carrier family 35 member G1-like. Gene Ontology annotation, cellular component: membrane. The transcript is spliced from 3 exons. The coding region runs from base 276 to 1298 and encodes 340 amino acids. The record is from RefSeq and is a predicted model, not a curated record. NCBI's taxonomy places the organism in Eukaryota, Metazoa, Arthropoda, Insecta, Hymenoptera, Cephidae.